GCGUGCCGGAGUGGUAGCCACCAAGCGCGUUUAGCUCCGGGAUUACCUAACGAGCCGUAGUAGUCGGGUGCGAAACGACACGUCCCGUGUGACGCAGGUGACCGAUAGAGGUUUCACCCUCGAAAGUUUAACGUUAAACUAGUUUUUUGAGUUCGCAUUCAGUCGCGAGGCAUCGCGGGUAAUCGAACGAUCGCGCGUGUGGUAUCGACGAAGUGACCUCUUACAGAGUGAGCUGACUUGGAAGAAAAGUGUCGGGACGGUUCGAGAAGUUCGCUGUUCGCGGGGUAUAUAUAUAUUUUAUCGAGUGUCGGCGUUUGGUAGCGCGGUGUCGUAGAACGAGAAACGGAGUAGUGGUGAAGAAAAGUAACGAGGAACGCCGACAGGCGCGAGCAAGACCCUUGCCCGAUCGAUGAUCGAUGAUAAUCGUUCUUGCGACGUCGCAUCGGAUCAGGAUCGGGCGCAAGGUGUUCGUCUCGCCGGUCCCACGGGACGAGACACCCGGCUGCCCCGCCGGCAGUGACAGUUGCUGUACGUGAGAGUGUUUUGUUCGGUAUAACCACGAGCCGGGUUUCUCUCCUCCUCGUUCGAUCCUCUUCUUGCUGGUACUCGGCGGAGAACCGCUCCGGGGAUAUCCUUAAACAGUACACCAGAGGCAUUACCGAUCGGAAUGCUACUGUGCCAGUGAAGGUCGGUGAUCGGGGUCUAGCGGUGUGAUCGGGAAGAGAGAAGGGGAGAUUGAGAGGGUGAAGCAUUUAGUGGCCAGGGUUGAAUGGCUCUCGGGUAGGGGGUAGCGAGGUAAGAGGAAAAACGAGGAUAAAAAAAUAAAAAAAGGUGGGGAAAAACGGUGGUGCUCCGGCUGUGUGUUAUGGUUGGGAGGAAAAGGCUGGGAAGAUGCUCGAGGUUCAACGCUCGGAGUUUUUAAGAGAGGGAGAAGCCUGCCACCCUCCUACCGACGAUUUACUACUACCCCCCGAUUCGUCAGGGGCUUCUAUCUCCGGGUGGAAGCCCGCAGAGAGAACCGUCUCCUUCAAUCGAGACGUCCACGUCAAGAGGAUCGGACGUGGAGCACCCCGCGUGACCGCGGCACUCGCAGGAGAUGGCGAAGGCAGGUUGAUCGCCACCCCCGUCCACAAAGAGAGCAUAGCGUCGAGAAGCAAAGAGGACCUAGCUCAGGAGGCGGCGCUGGUGCUUCAGCAAGCGGGCAGCCUUCAGUGCGUCGCCCACGACAAUAGACGAUUGCCCGGUCGGUUCAGCACACUCCCGGCGCGUCGUAACAAGAAGAGGCCGGAGCUGCCGCUCGAUGUGAGACGCAGAAGCGAGGAAAUCGGCGCAACGACCAGCGCGGACCUCGUCGGUACACCGAGACCGAAGAAGAAAGCACUGGAGAGGAGCGGGAGCGAUGCCAGCGCGAAGAAGCUGAGGGGCACCCUAGCCAAGUUCUUCUCGCCGAAGUUGGAACGAAAGAGGAAACCAGUGGGGCGUAGCGCGAGCGACGCCGGCACAUCGACGCGAUCGCACCGCAAGAGAAGCGGCAGUGAGAGCGAGGGAUCCCACCUGAGCAGCGUCCGCGCCAAGAAACAACUGUCCCCUAUAAUCGAGGCGUCGCCGCACGUCGAUCAGCAGCCGUUCCACUUCGGUAGGAUCGACGCGGGCGAGGGCACUAGUCGACCAGAGGCGAAGAAGUCGAAGCAGGAGGACACCGAUGCCGAAACGGUAACGCGGGAGGAGCGCGUAGAGACGGAAGUGACUGUAUCGAAGCCGCCGAUAUCGCCUACGAGGGAGAACAAAGCGACCGUGCGACGCAUACCUAUCGAGCUAGAGGACGAUAACAAGAUCAACGAGGAAGGAGAAGGGAGGAGGGAGAAGGUAACCAGGACCCCUUCACCGGCAAAGGACACCGGGCUCGACGAAGUAGACAAGGUCGGCGCGAGUAGCAUGCUGCACAGCAGUCGAUACGAUCUUCAGCAACGCGACGAAGAGUCAACGAUACACAAGAUGAUUCACCGAUUGUCCACCGAUCGGUCGCCACCGCCCCAGCUGACGCGAACGAUGGUCUCGCCUGGGCCUGGAUUCGGUCACAACAACAACCGGCCGUUCUCUUAUACCAGACCAAACGAGUCGUGCAGCCCGCCGCCCCCGCAGACAAACGUGAUUUACGCUCAGGUGCAGACCGAUAAGAAGAAGGCGCAGAGGAGUCACUCGGACAGCGACGAGGGCCUAGGUCUCGAGAGGAAGGACUCCUCGAGAGAAAACAGUCCCGCGGAGAAGGAGUACCGCAGGACGGAUUACUCGUACAGCAGCGACCUGAGGCGCAACAAUGAGAUCAACGCGUUCAAGUCGAGAUACGAGGAAGAUCGAAAAACCAGCACCGCUCACUUCCCUGGUCAUUACGCCGGCACGCAAGACUACGCUACCAGAAGCACCGACGCGAAACGGCGCCACGAAUUCGACGAGAUCGAUCGACGCCUCUACGACAAACCGGACAAGUACACGUCGACGGUGUUCGUCGACACCUCGGGACGAGGCAGAGCCGACGGAACGGACGCGAGGCAAAGGGUGAACGAGUACCAAGCCAGGCAGACGCAAGGAAUAUCGAACAAGACGUCCGAGUUGAGCGCCAGACGCGAUCUGCUAGAGUCCAGGAUCAAGUCGCGGCUCCUGGCGGACGAGAUGUUCGCCGCGAAGAACACCGCUAACGUUCCGAUUAAGAAGUCGGAACACGAGAUCAUCGAUAAGCCGAUCGUGCCGUCCCCGGUUACGCCGAAUCGCGUCGCCUCGCCGAAACGUUACAUGGAUACCUACAUAACGGAAACACGCACGAACAGCAACGGCGAGAAGUACAUAUUCGAGAAGGAGAUACACGAGGAUAACGGCAAGGUGUACGGCUACGAGAAGAAGAUCACGAAUAAAAUACCGACGGACGGGUACAUAGACACGAAACCGCGGGACGGGUACAAGGUUGAGACCAGGACGGAUAAAUACGGGGAUAAGUACAUAGUGGAAACGAGAACGCAUAAAGGGUACGCGGACGAUUUUAAGCCUUUUCUCAGCGACAAGAGCAGGACCAGCCCUGAAGAAAGAUUCCAGCCUGUGAGGAAUACUAGCAGUCCCUACAAGGUGCCCAAUUUUCAUCCCGUGGAGACUCCUCAUCACUAUCGCGAGAGUAAGGAGAAUGUUAACGUUCUCUCGUCGCCUAUCAUUGCUAAGAAGUUCACGUCCACCGAGAGGAAGUUUUCUAAAAGCGACGAUUUUCUAGAUCGCGACGCUAGACCCAGGGAAGCCUAUCCGUCCCAGAAGAAGAAGAACUUUGAGUCCAUACGCGGCAUGAGCAAGUCCACGCAGCGUUUGGAUGAGAUAGGCGAGAACGCGAGAGUGAGGGCGCUGAGGAGCGAGUACACGACCAGAUCCCACGAGAAUCUCACCAGCCACGCGGAUUACGUAAACGCCAGGGACAUGCGUCGACCUCUGAUGAACAGUCCCACGAUGAACGGUAGGAAGGAGAGGUCGCCGUUUACCAAACGUCACCUGGACAGCCUCCGGGAGGGGCCCAACGAUGACUACGACACGGACAUCUCCCAGCUGACCAGUAGUCAGCUCGAAUCGAAAAAGUACUACAAAGAGACGCGCACCACUCAGCGAUACACCAGCAGCAAACACCCGGUACACGACGAUUACGACAGUUCUCCGCCAAGGAUACGCACCGAUCGAGGCGGUUACAACUCCAGCCGUUACGACUCCGACACGACAGCACGAGACUCGAUCCGUUGCGAGACUCGAUACGACGAGACCUCGCGUACUUUGAGAAAGGAGCAUCGAAAAUUGGACGAGGACCCGAAGAAGCCGUUACGAAGGUCGAGGAAUCGGUUGGAUUAUUUCGACGACUCGGACGCGAGGGACAGCCCGCGAGCGAAGGCUUCCGUUGGACGUUUGGAGCCUUUCGACGAGAGCCCGACUAGGCCGCCCAGGGCCUUCCACGAGGGCGGCAAGUCCAGGCACACCAGGCAGGAAAUUCGAGCGCACACCGAGCGCCGUCACCGCGAGACACGGCUCAGCGAUUCCGAUCGGAAGGAUCGUCUGGCCGAUUCCGGGAUCGAGAACGAUUACAGGCGCGAUUCACAGGAAGUGGAUCGGCGGGAGCAGAUCGAGUCGGAGGACGAGGGUUUCGUCACGCGGCAGUUCAUCAAGCAUGAGAGACGGCACACGGACCGGAACAUGAACCUCACGUCCUCCGAGCAACGGAAGUACGACAAGUAUACGAACGACGCGGCGAAGUCGUCGCCGGUCACCGCGAAACCGCCGUCAGGCGCUGACAAAAAGUACGAGAAGAAGGCUGCGAAGAAGAGCGGCACCAUGAGCAAAGUAAAGCAGCUGUUUAGUAAGAAAGAGAAGAAGGCGAAGGAGGAGAAGAGCAAGAAGAACGCGAGAAGCAACAGCAGCGGCGCGCUGACGGACGACGAAGUAACGAUGAGGUACAGGGAGUACCGCGGCGAUCAGCUGAGGAGCGCGAAGAGCGCCAGGGACCUGGGCAGCGACAUCAAUCAGGACGAGUACGGCCAACGCAGACGCCUAUCCACUCCCAGCGGCAGUCCAAGUCCUCCCAGGCCGACGAGGCUGUCCAGAUCCACGGGCACGCUCACCCGAGACGAGGACACCUUCUGCGAGUCGACUAACACCCUUACCAGGGAGAAUCAGGGCCAAGAAGCCGAGAGAAAGGGCUGGUUCAAGUCUUUGUCUAGGAAGAACAAGUCCAACAUGAAAGCGGUGGACAAGAAGCCCAGGAUACCGGAGAGCGAGAUCUUGACGACUGGCACCGAAGACGAGGAAGCCUCGUCCGCGCCUGAACGAGUCUCCGUGCAGAAGAACCUACGUUUCUUCGGUGACACGGAUCAGGAGUCCGUUUCGUCCAAUAGAGAUCGCAGAAACAAACGAGCCGACGACCACGCCUGCUCAGGGCGUGAUGUUACGAACUCCAGCCGCCACAAUUUGGGCAUUCUGUCGCCACCACGGAAACCACCGAGACUGGCCGAGAGCGCGUUGUCUUCCGGUGAAAGUACGACAGGUGACAGCAGCCAGCAGAGCCAAAACUCUCAGAGGUCGCAGAGAUCCGUCGUAUACCUCCACGCUGCUACGGUGGGCGAGAUACCUGGACCCAAUGAAAGACGCAGAGCGGCGAGCAGGGAGGAAUUAAACCGACCCCUACAAUCGCACACGAGAACAGUAUCGAGGAGCGUGAGCGUUCUCGCGCCGUGGAAGCCGAGACACUACAGGGAACCCUUCGAAAUAAAUUACGACCAGCAACUGCACCCGAAGCCAAUGGCGACCAUGAGGCGCAGACAAAGAAGUCGCGAGACACUAAGUCGUCGGGGAAAAGACGCUCGACGAAGCAAGGACAAUAUCUCGAAAACCGGCACGAUCAAUCGCAGUACGCUGAAAUCGAAGGACAAACAGAAGGUGGACAGAACCGUUUCCACGGAAUCUUUGGCCACCAAGUCACGGGGCGUAAAUUUGAAACCAGAACUAAGCAGGUCCACGUCUGUUCCACGCGAUCCGAACAAAAGCGCGGGAUGGUUCAAGCUGAAGAGCAAGAAAUCCUCCCGAGCUUGAAGAGGAGGCCAUUGAUCAAUGCUAGUCUUGAGUUUCAUAAGUAAUUCGUAAUCGUAAGGGAUCUAAUACGUCACCUAUCCAGCGCUAAAAGCGGCGAGGAAUUGUACGGGCUACUAUUACCACUUCCCUCUAUUCUUUUAAUGUACAAUGCAACGCAUCGAGAACGAAUUAAUAAUCUUAUUAACCGAAUAAAAAAUUUUGCCAAGAUUAGAACGCGACUAUUGUAAUCGCGAACAAUGUAAAUUUUAAUUACACCGGAGAAUCCGCCGGUGUCGCGACCACAUCUAUGAACAAAUUAUGGCCACAUGCGUAUUUGGAAAUGUAAAAUCGACUAAAUAUGUACACCUGUUUAAACAUGUUUUCGUUUCCUAUAAUUAACAUCGCAUCCUUUCUCGAAGGAUUUCCUUUCUGAAAUAAUAAACGAAUUUCGAUUAAAAUAAGAAGGGUACCAAUGAAGAUAUGGAUGGAAUAUGAAAACUUGAAUGAAACACAGAUUUUCGUUAUUCACCUUAAAAUCCUCGAAGGUGUAUACUACUUUCGAUAAUCGAGCCUUCUCUCUGCCAAAUUUAACGAUUUAAAUUUGCUGGGUGAGACGAGAACGCAUUCAAGGAAGAUGUAUUACGUUGUCUUUCUCUCGCGACGUGCAUGAUACGACGACGUCUAGCAACUUCAUACACCGCAUUCAAGUUAACGAAAAACAUUCCACAAAUGUGUUCAUGAUAAAUUGUGAACGUACGAAAGCGUGUGGUUUUAUGAAAACGGAAGAAAUUUAUUUCAGUUCACCGUGAAUCAGAGUGCCAUUUCCGUUCUGCUAAGUGUAUACACAUUGUUCCAAGACAAAUCAAAAUUUUUCUGAACGUGCAAGGUAUUUUAAUCUACAAAUAUAACAGGUAAUAUGUGUUAAGGUUAAGCUAUAGUGUAAUAGCGUGAAAGUAAAAAAAAUAUUUUUUAAAUUUGUGUCGCAACGAUCAUGUUGUAAAAGAGGAUAAUUAGCAUUUAUGUAUAAUUUCUAAAUGUUUUAUUGUGCAUAGAUCAACCCGAUCUUACUUACAUACACUAAUUGUAAAUAUUUGUAAUAAUAAUCUUUAUUUCUAACUAC
Molecule: messenger RNA, 6703 nt
Organism: Hylaeus anthracinus
Lineage: Eukaryota; Metazoa; Arthropoda; Insecta; Hymenoptera; Colletidae
Gene: blo
Exons: 8
Coding region: 892-5604 (1570 amino acids)
Source: RefSeq, a predicted model, not a curated record